GCGUCUGCUAGUCAUUCUACUUGUAACAAUGUCUGCGAGCGGUUCUCAAAUUGUAGAUGGCGCCUCGUCUUCCGAGGUGUCCCCAAAAGAUCAGGCGCGUUACGACCAUUAUCGCAUCUAUAAUGUCCAGUUCGACAAUGAGCAGCAGAUUGAGUUGUUCCAGAAACUGGAGGCUGAGAGCGACAGCUUAACUUUUAUCGGACAUGCUCGCGAAGUUGGACAAAAACUUUCCAUUCUGGUUGCUGCACAUCGCGUUGCUGAUUUUGCCGAUUUGCUGGCAACGUACAAAGUGCAGCAUCGUGUGUUGACGUAUAAUUUUCAGGAAAAGAUCGAUCGCAAUAUGCGCGAAGUGCUGCCAGAACAUGUGGAUGUCUCUAAAUAUGAUUGGCAGCACUUUUUCCACCUCAAAACCAUCUACGAUUGGUUGGAUCACAUGGCCAGCAAAUAUCCUGAACAGAUCAGCGUACUGGACAUGGGCAGCAGCACCCAGGGGAACGCAAUUAAAGGCCUUCAACUGGGCAAGAAUCCGGCGAAUAAAGCCAUUUUCAUUGAAAGCGGAAUUCAUGCCCGCGAAUGGAUUGCACCGGCCACAGCCACUUACAUUAUUAAUGAGCUAUUGACGUCGCAGGAUGAGCGUGUGCAGCAGCUGGCAAAUAACUAUAAUUGGAUUAUAUUUCCAUGCGUCAAUCCUGAUGGCUAUCGUUACACCUUUGAGCAUGAUCGUAUGUGGCGAAAGAAUCGCCAGCUGUUUGGUACUUGCCGUGGCGUUGAUCUUAAUCGCAACUAUCCUGAUCACUGGAACACUACGGGAUCGAGCAGUGACCCAACACGUUACGAUUUUGCCGGUCCCAGCGCUGGCAGUGAGCUGGAGACACAACGCUUGAUGAGCUUUAUACGUGAACAUGUGGAGAAGGAUCAGAUCAAAACAUAUAUUGCCUUGCAUUCGUAUUCACAGAUGCUCAUGUUUCCCUAUGGCUACACCAAGGAACAUGUGGCCAACUACGAUGAUCUGCAGGAAUUUGGCAAAAAGGCAGCGGCUGCUAUUAAAGCUGAGAGUGGUCGUGACUACGUAAGUGGCAAUCUCUACGAGACGAUUUAUCCAUCAAGUGGCGGCAGCAUGGACUGGGCCCAUGCCGAGGCCGGCAUACCCAUUAGCUAUACUUUUGAACUGCGCGGACCACCCGAUAGUCAGGAUCUGUUCAUUCUGCCAGCUGUGGAGAUUCAGCCAACCGCCAGCGAAGCCUUUACUGCCAUUCGCACCAUUGUUGAGGCUGCUGCCGAGAAGAAUUAUUACAAAUGAUUACAAAUUAUCAUCAGGAUGCCAUUAUCUUUUAGAAAACUUGACGUGCAACGCAUUUAAAUAACAUCUACUCUUCUCUUUUUAUUAGUGCUACUAUCUGAAGUAAGCUCAGACUGUUUUUAUUGCGAGCAAGAUAAGAAAUAUAUAUGAUCAGAUAAAGACAA
Messenger RNA from Drosophila albomicans, 1464 nucleotides. RefSeq names its product zinc carboxypeptidase. Gene Ontology annotation, biological process: proteolysis. The transcript has 2 exons. NCBI's taxonomy places the organism in Eukaryota, Metazoa, Arthropoda, Insecta, Diptera, Drosophilidae. Gene Ontology annotation, molecular function: zinc ion binding; metallocarboxypeptidase activity. The coding region runs from base 29 to 1300 and encodes 423 amino acids. The record is from RefSeq and is a predicted model, not a curated record.